GUUAGUAUUACAUUGCAUCGGCAGUGCUAAAUAGCUUCAAUUACGAAUAAUACCACAGCAGUAAUCGCUUGUUUACAUGAAUCGGUUGUUAGUACUGGUGCGAUGAUUCAUCAUCAUAGAAUUUAAUAAGUGCAAUUAAUUCUCAUGCAAAAAUUAAUCUUCCUCUGAGGCGUCACAAACAUUGCAAUGAAAUUUUUUUUACGAUUCAAGGAAUAAAUUUUUUUUAUUGCAAAAAAUAUACUGGUUGAUUCAUAAAAAAAAUUAUUUUCUUUCGACCUUUUGGGAUUACGUUCACCAAAUUUAUUGUCUUGUGAAAAAGUCGAUACAUUAGUGACGUGCAAAAAAGCCGGCACAACAAGUGACACCACUGCAAAAACUUUGGACUCCAUAUUUACAUCGUGAAUGAUCACGUGGACCCCGUGGCUGGUCCAAUGAGAGCCUCGUGCCAGUGUUUUGCUUGCUGAACACUGUUGUUUACAUGCAAAAUACUUCUAUGACAGCUAUACAUGAGCUAAAAAUUCUGUGCAAUAUUUAAACCCUAUUGAACUAUAGCUAUUAUUCACGAAUGAAUGGGAAAUUGUUGGAAAAUGUGCUUGUGAAUAAAAUGAGUAAUUUUUCGAAUCAAAACCUAAAGACAAUGGAAAACCAGAAAGACGACGAGCCUCAGGUAUUCGUAACCUUGAAGAAGGAUGAAGGGGCCCCAUCGUCGAGUGAUAAGUCAACGGAUUAUAAAAAUCCCCAGAGUAAAAUUGCCAGGGGUACAAAGAAAAUGAGAAUUGACUCCACAGACUUCAACCAGCCGACUGAGAAAAAAGAAACCAAAGAUGACGAAGGAGAGACAAAAAUUGAACCAAAAAUAGAUAAAAAUGUGCGCUCCUUCAAGCGCUCCUGCGAAUUAUGGUCCCUCGAAGACAAGAACACCUUCUUCAAAGCAGUGAACGAAUUCGGAAAAGACUUCGACGCCCUCCAAGCGUACUUCCAAUCUCAAGGUAAGAAAAAGGGCCUGCCGGAGACAAUGAUAAAGAACAAAGAGCAAAUCCGUCACUUUUACUAUCGAACGUGGCUAAAGAUCUCCAAGCACCUGAAGUUCUCCGAGGAUGUGAAGAAAGCCACCCAAGAGAUCUACGGUUUAAUAAAUUACGGAGAACUUCGAAGGAAACUCCCUCGAAUACAUGAAAAAGUUCUCUUGAAGCUCAACGAACUGAUUUUCUGGGGCUCGACGCAGGUUCGUCUACGAGGCAAAACCAUGAGAAUCAAAACCCCCAUAUGCCGAGCCCUGAGGAAGCUCAAUCAGCUCGAGGAUUGGCAGGAGGAGAUAAAACUUCCCUCCAGAGUUACAGUUGAGCUACGCCCAGCAAACAAUUCCACCUGGUGGGAGGUGCAAGCACACGCAAUGAACCCACGAGUGAGAACCCUCUUACCAAUUCAACGAAGACUGUCAACCCUCCUAGCCUUUCUGCAGCAGCGAUGGAAGCCAGCUAAAUAUAGGGUUUCUCCAAACUUCGAAAACGAGGUGCUGGACCAAAAGGACCCUAAACUACUGCGAGUGGCCCCACAGGAGGGCAUUAAAAUUGCUCUUCCUAUGGUGAACUUGGGAGAGUACCUCACCAGCAACAGUGUGAGCUUCAACUCCUACGAGGGACGUCUGGGACUAAAGUCUUCGAGGGUCGAGCUGCUGGGUUCUGUGCAACACCUGAAAGGAGUUGGAAAAAAGUCCAUCAAGAAAAAGACAGACAAACGAACUCAGAGUUUAACAGAGGAGUGUCCAGUCUCCUUACUGUACACUAACAAUGACCUUGAUGGAACCGAGAGCAGUGUGAACCCAGAGAAGAAUCUCUUCGCUUCUCAUUUGGAAAAACAUCCUGUGGAGACAUCGAUGGAGCCUAACAGGUAUCCAGGGAGGGAAACUGUGGAGAGGAUUCGCGAGGGCUGGACUAUCGAUGAGGCGAAUAGCAUUACAGUUGGGGAUUUGCUCCUGAUGUUUGGACGGGAAGGGAAAAUAACUCUCGAAUACUGGUGGGAUGUGCCGGGGGGCUCCGAUGGGGCUAGGGAGCGCGCCAGACAGACUGAUGGAUUGGCUCUUGCUUUGAAGAAACUUCUCUCCAUUGCGAAACACAAUUAUGGAACGAGCAAGGCUUAUGAAAAUGCUGGAAGCAAUGAAACUGUGAUAUCAUCCAGGAUACCCUCUGCCAAGGAGUCGACGUUCAGGCGACCACUGAUACCCCAGCCUUAUCAUCAGAUUGGAAGUCACGAUGCCUUCAAGACACAGUUGGAUAAAUUUAAGACUAGGUUUAGCAAACGGGGGAGAACUGUCCGACAGAGGAGCCUCAUUGUUCAAAGAACUAUCCCUGUGGUGGUGAGGCAGGAGGAAGUGCAGAUGGAGGCAGAUAGGGCUGGACACGAAGCAAGUCCUACCAUCGAGUUGAAUCAACCCAGUGGAGAAUUUUUGACUGCACUUGGGGGUAGUUCGGAAGCAUCGAAUUCUAUCAUCACUAGUGCUACACAGAUACUCAAGGAAGGGGAGGGACAGUGGUUGAAUAGCGAGGUGGCAGAUUACUCAUUAAGUAGCUUUUUGGGACAAUUUGAGUCGCCGGUCAAGGGUUUCCAGAGGAGCAACGCUGGUACGAGCCUCGGGGAUGGUCGACCUUCGUCUGAUGUUGUCAGCCAGAUGCAAUGUUUGAUGGGUGAGAGCAGCGUCGAUUACAUGGCCAAAUUCGCUAACUUGGCCUCGCAAAUAGCCUCAGACGAGCAGGAUACGUGAGUCACAUGACGAAUUCUCAAAAAAAAAAAAAAAAAUGAGAUUGAUAAAAAAAAAACAACACAGAGGAUUAUUAAGUUGUAACCUUGACUCCUCAGUGUAUUUUUCAAUUUUAUACACAACCCGAUUGUGACGAGCCGUUGUAAAAUAUCUCAUGUAAUGAAGUGUAAUUAUGAGCAUCA
Molecule: messenger RNA, 2940 nt
Organism: Diachasmimorpha longicaudata
Lineage: Eukaryota; Metazoa; Arthropoda; Insecta; Hymenoptera; Braconidae
Gene: crm
Product: protein cramped
Exons: 3
Coding region: 566-2761 (731 amino acids)
Biological process (GO): pattern specification process
Cellular component (GO): nucleus
Molecular function (GO): chromatin binding
Source: RefSeq, a predicted model, not a curated record